Solanum stenotomum is the source of this 805-nucleotide messenger RNA. RefSeq names its product 21 kDa protein-like. Gene Ontology annotation, molecular function: enzyme inhibitor activity. The coding region runs from base 43 to 708 and encodes 221 amino acids. The transcript has a single exon. Gene Ontology annotation, biological process: negative regulation of catalytic activity. Lineage: Eukaryota; Viridiplantae; Streptophyta; Magnoliopsida; Solanales; Solanaceae. The record is from RefSeq and is a predicted model, not a curated record.
AUCAAUUCAAUCACAGAAAACACAUCAACUAUAUACACAUCAAUGGAGAAAAUCGUCCAUUGCAUUUUAAUUCUUGUCCUAUCGAUAUUCUCCAUGAAGGGUGCAAUGGGGAGUAUCAAUACUAAUCGUUUGAUGAAUCCUCGUACUAUGACUUUCGUAGAGACACAAUGUAGACGUACUCGAUAUCAAGAACUUUGUGUGAGAACUUUAUCCAAUUAUGUUAAUGCUACCUCACAAGAUCCUCAAGAAAUAGCUCAAGUUGCUUUAAAGGUAAGUUUAGUUAAGGCUAUAAAUACAAAAUACUACAUCAUGAAGGUAUGCAAAGAAUUCAAUCAAAUCAACAAGAGUAAUAAGAAUAAUAAUCAAGCGGCGAAAGAUUGUUUAGAUCAAAUCUCAGAUGGGGUUUCUCAACUUACAAAUUCUGUUAAAGAGCUUCAACAUUUGAGAUUAGAUGGUGAAAGAGCAUUUGAAUGGCAUCAAAGUAAUGUUCAAACUUGGCUUAGUACAGUGUUAACAGAUGCAUACACUUGUAUGGAAGGGAUGAAUAAUUUAGGUCAUGCUUCUAUGGGUGGUAAGAUGAAGGCUAUGAUUAAAGCUAAGGUUCUUAAUGUUGCACAAGUUACAAGCAAUGCUUUGGGUUUGUUUAAUGGAUUUGCUGCUAGACACAAGGCUUCUCAGCAUGUUGGCUAUGGCAAAAACAAACCAUAAAAUUUAUGAUAGAAUUAAUUGUCUUGUCUUGCUUUAUUAGUUCUUUUUGUUAUGUAUGUCACAACAUAUGUAAUUUCUUUUAUUUUGGUGCAAUGCA